Arabidopsis arenosa is the source of this 1895-nucleotide messenger RNA. The record is from the annotation of a GenBank genome assembly. NCBI's taxonomy places the organism in Eukaryota, Viridiplantae, Streptophyta, Magnoliopsida, Brassicales, Brassicaceae.
AAGAAAGACCCUUUUCUUCUCCGUCAUCAAAAUCGUUCCUUUUUCUCAAUUUCUUCUCUUUCUUCGACCCAAAUCAAACUCUUACUCGCUAAAUCGUUCCUUCUUGCUUUUGUCUUUCUUCUUCGUUUUCAAGCUCUUCGUUAUUGUGGUGCUGCUGCUAUGAUCUUAGCUGAACUCUCUGGUACUGUCUCAGCUAGAGUCUUGUCUGGUGAUAAUGGUGGAGUUGGAGUUAGAUCAUCUAAGGUUCGUGGGUUUUGCGUUUUGUUUGCUGGGUUGUUGUUGUUAUCUAUCAGCUGGGAUCGUGUUGAUUGUUUCCCGUUUUCAUCAUCUGUUGAAAGUUGGGGUUUUUGGAUUUACCCUAAAGAGAAUUGCUUGAGGAUUUGGCCUUUGUUGCUUCCGUUUCUAUCUGGGUUCUUGGGUUGUUAUGAGAAAGUUUCUAUGAAUUGGAAUGAGAUCAAACAGUUAGAGCAGAAACGAGUUCGAUUACUGUCUUUGUUUCUCACCACUUUGUUGUUGUUCCCACUCGCUAUUUGGAGUUUCUUGUUCUCUGGUAGUGGUGAUGAUGGUGUCUCUUUUGAGAAUUUAGGUUGGCCUUUAGCUAACACUGUUGUGUUUGGAGUAUUGUUGAGUGAGAAUUAUAAUGACGAUAAGUUUUCGAGCUCGAAGAAGAAGGAUUCAGUGAGGGAGUUUCUUGUAACGUUUCUAUGUACUAUUGUAUUGGAACUCUUCUAUUUUCCUGAGUUGUCUCUUUGGGGAUUGCUGCUUUGUGGUUUGUUGCUUUAUGUUGCUGUUAGAGAGUUGGACUCUGUGUAUUCAGAUUAUCAAGAGAUUGGGAUGGAAUCGCCUGAGUCGUUUUCCACCAUGUUUAUGAAGCCUCUACGUCACAUUUUGAGCGAGAAGAAAUCGAGGAAGAUUGCGUUGUUUCUUUUGAUCAAUACGGCGUAUAUGGUUGUUGAGUUUGUGGCUGGGUUUAUGAGUAACAGUCUUGGAUUGAUCUCAGAUGCUUGUCAUAUGUUGUUUGAUUGUGCUGCUUUGGCUAUUGGGCUGUAUGCGUCUUAUAUCUCCCGUCUUCCUGCAAACCAUCAGUAUAACUAUGGACGAGGUAGAUUUGAAGUGCUUUCUGGUUAUGUUAACGCGGUGUUCCUUGUUCUUGUUGGAGCUUUGAUUGUGCUUGAGUCGAUUGAGAGAAUCUUGGAUCCUCAGGAGAUUUCUACAAAUAGUCUCUUGGUUGUUUCGGUUGGUGGGCUUCUCGUGAAUGUUGUCGGCCAUAAACAUGAGGGGUGCAACCACGACCAUAGCCACAACCAUGAGCAUCAUUCUGGUCACAAACUUGAAAAAAGUGAAAAGAAGGAGCAUCGCCACAUUGACCACAACAUGGAAGGAAUCUUUCUUCAUGUUUUAGCAGACACAAUGGGGAGUGUUGGAGUUGUGAUAUCGACACUCUUGAUCAAAUACAAGGGCUGGUUAGUUGCUGAUCCAGCCAGCUCAAUCUUCAUUUCCAUCCUCAUCAUUGCUUCAGUCAUUCCGUUGCUCCGAAACUCCGCAGAGAUUCUACUGCAAAGAGUCCCUCGGGCUCACAGACACGACCUGAGAGAAGCUAUGAGGAACAUACUUAAGACUAAAGGUGUUUGCAGUAUCCAGAGACUGCAUGUAUGGAGUUUCACUAACUCAGACGUCGUGGCUACUCUCCAUCUCCUUGUAUCAGCGGAUUCAGACAAGACGGAAACUAAGUUGCAAGUCUCACGAUUGUUAGAAGAUGCAGGAGUAAAGGAUUUGACUUUGCAGGUGGAAUCUGUUAACUCAUAGCAAUUGACAUUGGUGACACAUUAAUUGUUCUUGAUGGCGCUUCUUGAUCAUUACUAUCUUAGAAACUGAAAUAAAAUUUUCAGUUGUGU